AUGUCCGACAAGAAGAACGAAGACUAUGCUAUUCGUAUGCCCGACACGGGUUUGCGAAGCCCUUAUGACGGCGGAGAGAAGGAUCCCUUCAUCCCGUCCCGCCCUUCGCGCGCCGCUUCCCAACAGCAGCUCUCUUCCCAGAUCGCCAAGAUUGAGAAUAACCCGACUGUCUCUAUUCUUGCCUACUGUCUGUCCUCGAUUAGUAUGACCGUCGUCAACAAAUACGUCGUGUCCGGCUCCGAUUGGAACUUGAACUUCUUCUAUCUCGCAGUCCAGUCCAUUGUGUGUAUAGUAACCAUCGAGGUCUGCAAGCAAUUGGGUUUAAUCAAGACCCUUGCGCCUUUCGACGUAAACAAGGGGAAGCGAUGGUUCCCCGUCUCUCUUCUCCUCGUCGGUAUGAUCUAUACGAGCACAAAGUCGUUACAGCUCCUGUCCGUUCCCGUCUACACCAUCUUCAAGAAUUUAACCACCAUCGUUAUCGCAUAUGGCGAGGUUCUAUGGUUCGGAGGUAGUGUCACGCCUCUGGCACUCCUUUCGUUCGGUCUGAUGGUUAUGAGUUCCGUCAUCGCGGCUUGGGCCGACACGCGCAGCGCUAGUCAAACUGCCGAGGCCGCUGAGGCUCUUGCGUCCCUGAAUGCUGGAUACGCUUGGAUGGGUCUAAAUGUCUUCUGCACUGCUUCCUACCUUCUGAGCAUGCGUAAGGUUAUUAAGAACAUGAACUUCAAGGACUGGGAUAGCAUGUUCUACAACAACUUCCUCACCAUUCCCGUCUUAAUCGUCUGCUCGCUUAUCACCGAAGACUGGUCCAGCGAGAAUUUGGCCAAGAACUUCCCCACCGAGUCUCGAAAUGCUAUUUUGAUUGGUAUGAUCUACUCGGGUAUGGCUGCUAUCUUCAUCUCGUACUGCUCUGCGUGGUGCAUCCGAGUUACAUCCUCCACCACCUACUCUAUGGUUGGAGCUCUCAACAAGCUCCCGCUCGCCGUCAGCGGUCUUAUCUUCUUCUCUGCACCUGUCACCGUAGGCAGCGUUUCGGCCAUUUUGAUCGGGUUUAUCAGUGGUCUUGUAUACGCUUGGGCCAAGGUGCGACAGUCGCAGCUGGCCAAGAACUCGCUACCGACCACGCAGCCUACGAUGAGCGCAAGCUCCCAGAGCAAUCGCGACGCUAACUCGUAG
Molecule: messenger RNA, 1173 nt
Organism: Daldinia childiae
Lineage: Eukaryota; Fungi; Ascomycota; Sordariomycetes; Xylariales; Hypoxylaceae
Product: GDP-mannose transporter
Exons: 4
Coding region: 1-1173 (390 amino acids)
Cellular component (GO): Golgi apparatus
Molecular function (GO): antiporter activity; GDP-mannose transmembrane transporter activity
Source: RefSeq, a predicted model, not a curated record